This is a messenger RNA of Prunus dulcis (almond), 645 nucleotides long. Its product is annotated as histone H3.2. The record is from RefSeq and is a predicted model, not a curated record. The transcript has a single exon. Bases 103 to 513 code for a protein of 136 amino acids. Gene Ontology annotation, cellular component: nucleosome. NCBI's taxonomy places the organism in Eukaryota, Viridiplantae, Streptophyta, Magnoliopsida, Rosales, Rosaceae. Gene Ontology annotation, molecular function: DNA binding; protein heterodimerization activity; structural constituent of chromatin.
UUCCACCAUUUCCAUCGCAUCUAAAUCAAGUUUCUCCAAUUUUCUCGAGAAACAAACACAGUCAAUCAAAAUCCUUCAGACCUUCGAUUUCGUUUUUUCUCAAUGGCUCGUACCAAGCAGACUGCUCGUAAGUCCACCGGAGGGAAGGCCCCUCGCAAGCAGCUGGCAACAAAGGCUGCUCGGAAGUCGGCUCCCGCUACCGGAGGAGUGAAGAAGCCUCAUCGUUUCAGGCCAGGGACUGUGGCGCUGAGAGAGAUCAGGAAGUACCAGAAGAGCACUGAGCUCUUGAUCCGCAAGCUUCCGUUCCAGAGGCUUGUGAGAGAGAUUGCUCAGGACUUCAAGACCGAUCUCCGGUUCCAGAGCAGCGCCGUGGCGGCGCUGCAAGAGGCGGCGGAGGCCUACUUGGUAGGUCUCUUUGAGGACACCAAUCUCUGCGCCAUUCAUGCCAAGAGGGUCACCAUUAUGCCCAAGGACAUCCAGCUUGCUCGUAGAAUUAGGGGGGAGAGGGCUUAGAAAUCCGAAAUCUAGGGUUUUGGAAUUAACAGUAUGUAGUAGAUUCUUCAUGCUUUUUGAUGGGAUUUGGAAGUGGAUAUGUAAAGUUUGAAUCUUGAAGGUUGAAUGGUAAAUCUUUGCUUGCUAAUUGAA